Ictalurus furcatus (blue catfish) is the source of this 1908-nucleotide messenger RNA. It is a transcript of the gene cimip2c, whose product is annotated as family with sequence similarity 166 member C. Lineage: Eukaryota; Metazoa; Chordata; Actinopteri; Siluriformes; Ictaluridae. The transcript is spliced from 3 exons. Bases 207 to 704 code for a protein of 165 amino acids. The record is from RefSeq and is a predicted model, not a curated record.
AGACUAUUCCACAACGUGCAUUACAUGUAUAUGUUUAAUAGCCUUCACAUUGUACAUAAAUGAACACCAGAGAGCGCGCACAGGGUCACGUGAGAACCUCAGUGGUUACCAGGCAACUCAGUGUUGUCGCUUUAGGUGUGCGGUGCUGGAGAAGCAUCUCUGAGAUCUCUCUUCUCUCUGUAUGAACUCUGUGAGUUUACCAGAACAUGGCAGCAGUGACUUCCAGAAACGGCACUCUUAUCACGCACAACAAUGCGACCUACAUCCCAUCGCCUCUGAUACCGGGAAUUCCUGGAUCAAUUAGUUUCACAGGGCAUGUGCCUACCACCAAGUUCAUGUCUGGGGACACAUUUGGGAAGGCAAGCGUCAAAUAUUUACAGGACGUCCGACGUGCAUCCACGGCCUGCCGUGCAAGUGAAUACGGUAAAGGUGGCCUGCUCCCUUGCAUCUACUCAAAUGACGGGCCUCUGAUCAAUAUGCAUCGCUCACAGAACAGAUACCCAGCCGUCCAGCCGACCUACUGGGCACGUUACAAUGUAGAUUUCAAACGGCAAGGAGAGAUCAAGCUUUUUAAUGAGCUGGCACAGAAACACAGGGAGAAAUACAAAGAUAAGACCGGGACAUGGCAGCCUGUGAGUUUCUUCACGAUGCCAGUGACGGACAAUGAGAAGUAUUUGUGUAAGACGCACUACAUUGAAUAUUAAUUAAUAACUUUGGAUUUGUUGGUACAGGUGUGUGUUACUGUGUAUUCGGUGACAUAAUGCAACAACAACCAAAGAAAGUGAUGGAUGGGGCCCUAUGGGAUGGGACAGGGGGUUCAAUGGAGUAAAACUACAUUGUAUGGCCAAAAGUAUGUGGACACCUGACCAUCACACCUAUAUUAGCUUGUUGAACAUCCCAUUCCAAAACCUCGUUAUGGCUUUAACAGCCUCCACUCUUUUGGAAAGGCUUUCUAUAAGAUUUCGGAGUGUGUCUGUGGGAAAUUGUGCCUGAAAAACAGCAACAGAGAAUUAUCCCUCCUGCACCAAAACAUUACAGUAGACACUAUGAAUUCUGGUAGGUAGCGGUCUCCUGGUAUCUCAUCUAUCAGACUGCCAGAUAAUGAAGCAUGAUUCCUCACUCUGGAGAACACGUUUCACCUGCUCCAGAGUUCAGUGGCAGCAUGCUUUACACCACUCCAGCCGAUGCUUGACAUUGCACAUUGUGAUCUUAGGCUUGUGUGCCAUGGAAACCCAAUUUCAUGACACUCCCAACACACAGUCCUUGUCCUGAUGUUAUUUCCAGAGGCAACUGAGAAUAGGUUCAUUUUUUACAUACUACAUGCUAUAUAGCACUUGGCGGUCCCUGCUCUGUUAGUUUGCGUGGUCUACUGCUUCAUGGCUGAGUUGUUGUUGUUCCUAGAUGCUUCCAUUUCACAAAAAAGGCACUUAAGGUUGACCGGGUGCUUGAUUUUUAUGUGAUGGAUUUUUAUGUGCUUGAUUUUAUGCACUAGUUAGCAAUGGGUGUGGUGGAAACACCUGCACUCAGUCAUUAGGAGGGGUGUACACAUACCUUUGGCCAUAUAGUUCAGCCUAUAUCACCCACAAAUGUCAGUGACGUGCAUGUUCUCUGUGUGUUGUUUUUUUUUGUACAUUUAUACAUGUUCACUAAUGUGUGCCGUCCAGCUGCAUGAUAAUUAAAUGACCUUUUUAGUCUGUGUUGAAUGUUUCACAGAUUUUCUGUAUUAGGAUAUGCGAUGUCUGAUAUCAAAUGCAGUGAACCUUAACCUUGCAAAUCAAUAAAAAGAAAUUUCACAUAUUUAUUAAAAACUGCGCUAUACUGCAUUGACUGUCAUCGCAUGAAUUCUUCUCUUCGUAACAGCAGUCUGUUACAGCCUACAUGGGAAAUACUGGGUCCAUGGCCGGUGGA